This is a messenger RNA of Lates calcarifer (barramundi perch), 5579 nucleotides long. RefSeq names its product adaptor protein, phosphotyrosine interaction, PH domain and leucine zipper containing 1 (gene appl1). Lineage: Eukaryota; Metazoa; Chordata; Actinopteri; Centropomidae. Gene Ontology annotation, biological process: signaling. Gene Ontology annotation, molecular function: protein binding. The coding region runs from base 140 to 2266 and encodes 708 amino acids. Gene Ontology annotation, cellular component: endosome membrane; cytoplasm. The transcript is spliced from 23 exons. The record is from RefSeq and is a predicted model, not a curated record.
ACAUGCGCAGCUGGGUGGAUCUGUUUUGGGGUGUUGUGAAUUCGUGUAGCUAAGAAAUCUUGAGUGGGAGUUGUCGGACCGAUUUGUUGUGUGUUUUGUCCGUCGAUUGGGAUCGAUCUCCGACGCACCAGCCGCAGCCAUGCCCGGGAUAGAGAAGCUGCCGAUAGAGGAGACGCUGGAGGACAGUCCGCAGACCCGUUCUCUGCUGGGUGUGUUCGAGGAGGACACUGCAGCCAUCUCCAACUACUGUACACAGCUGUAUCAGGCCAUGCAUAGGAUUUAUGAUGCACAGAAUGAGCUCAGUGCUGCGACACACCUGACCUCCAGACUGCUGAAAGAGUAUGACAAACAGCGUUUUCCUCUAGGGGGUGAUGAUGAGGUGAUGAGCUCCACCCUGCAGCAGUUUGCAAAAGUCAUUGAUGAGUUGAGUUCCUGCCAUGCCGUCUUGUCCACCCAACUUGCGGAUGCCAUGAUGUUUCCCAUCACUCAGUUUAAAGAAAGAGACCUGAAGGAGAUCCUUACUCUGAAAGAAGUCUUCCAGAUAGCCAGUGAUGAUCAUGACACAGCCAUUAAUCGAUACAGUCGCCUGUCAAAGAAGAGGGACAAUGACAAGGUGCGGGCAGAGGCUGUGGAGGACGUCUACACCUCCCGCAAGAAACAGCACCAGACCAUGAUGCACUACUUCUGCUCACUGAACACACUACAGUACAAGAAGAAAACAGCUCUGCUGGAGCCACUACUGGGAUACAUGCAGGCCCAGAUCAGCUUCUUUAAGCUAGGAUCAGAGAAUCUUACUCAGCAGUGGGAGGACUUCCUGGGAACCAUAGGAACCAGCGUCCAGAAUGUGUUCCGUCGGGAGAUGGAGGAGGAGGUGGGGCAGAUGCAGCAGACCAUCCAGCAGAUGGAGAGAUCAUGUGACUCGCUGUACGCACCGUGUGACCCUGACCCCGCCCACUCACCUGUCUGUCGUAACCUGACCAGGAAACAGGGCUACCUGUACAUCCGCAAUAAGACAGGUCUGGUGUCCUCAUCCUGGGAGCGUCAGUACUUCUUCACGCAGGGUGGCAACCUGAUGCAUCAGGGCCGCGGCGAGGUGGCGGGUGGGCUGGUCAUGGACCUUGACAACUGCUCCGUCAUGGCAGUCGACAGCGACGACCGACGCUUCUGCUUCCAGGCCACGUCCUUCGAUGGCAAGAGAGUGGUGACGCUGCAGGCGGAGAGCAGGAAGGACUGCGAGGAGUGGAUCUCCACCAUAAACAACAUCUCCAAGAGGAUUUACCUGAGUGAGAACGCAGAGGAGCUGGCAGCCAGAGUGAACCAAUCGGCUAUUGAAGCUGUGACGCCAUCACCGUCCUUCCAGCAGAGACACGAGAGCAUGAGACCCAGCAGUAAAGGGCGUUCGGGCCGAGCGAGCAGUAUCAGCUCUGUGGGGUCCGAGCCAUCACCCGCUCUUUCCGUGCUCUCCUUGGACGCACUCGUUGCACCAGAUACACCCAUCCAGUUUGACAUCAUUUCCCCUGUCAGCGAGGAAAACUCUGGACAGAGCAAGACAGCACAGUCUGGCAGAAGGAGUAAUCCAUUUGGGGAGUCAGGAGACAACACAUCAGAAGACAGUGAAGACUCGAUCCUCCACCAGCUCUUCAUUGUCCGCUUCCUGGGCUCCAUGGAGGUGAGGACUGCUGAGUCAGCAGAUGUCAUCUCUGAGACCAUGAGACAGAUCCUGGCCGCCAGAGCCAUCCACAACAUCUUCAGGAUGACCGAGUCACACCUGCUGGUCACCUGCGACUGCCUAAAGCUUAUCGAUCCUCAGACACAAGUCACUCGACUCAGGUUCCCUCUGUCCAGCGUCGUUCAGUGUUCAUCCCAUCAGGACAACAAAAGGCUGUUUGGUUUCGUUUUGCAGUCGGCGAGCGGGCGGGGCGACAGCCGAGCCGUCUGCUACAUUUUUGAGUCCAACAACGAUGGAGAGAAGAUCUGUGACAGUAUUGGUCUGGCCAAGCAGAUAGCCUUCCACUCUGAGAUGGACCGUAAGGCGGUGGAGAAGAGGAAGGAGCAGGACAAGGCCAAAGAGAAACAGCAGGAGGAACUCAGCAAACAGAGACAGAUCGAGAAGGAUCUGGAGGAGCAGAGCCGUUUGAUCGCCGCCUCGAGUCGUCCUGCCAACCCGCCCGCCCCCGACGGACAGUUCUUAGUGCUAAGCAACAGCCAAUCAGAAGACAGCGAUGCUGGGGAUGAGGGGAAGAAGAGGGGCGAGUCUGAAGCCUAACGACACACAGAGGAUGCAUGUUACCCUCCCAGGCGAGUCCCAGCUGGUACUGUCAAGGCAACAGCUCAGGAAUCAGAGGAGGAUGGGACACCACCUGCCCACCCCGGGAUGCCUGGGACUGAAAAACAUGCGCUCCUUCUCUGCUGGACUCUGUUUGAAGUUUGUAGUGGAGCCUGUCACUCUGAAAACGGAGGAUAACCUAGACGCACCCUCACUAUAAGAGGAGGAGGAGCAUGAGGGGCGUAGGCGAGGAAACGUCUCGUCACUGACUCGUGUUUUAUUCUGUGUGUAAAAACGCUGCUUUUUAUACCGGCUCCACUAUCGAGAAAAGGACAAAAAAAUAGAGAUUAACCUGUAAGUUUCUGUUUUAUAUGUUUAUUUUAUAUAAAAAAGAGCUAAGAAUAAUGACAGAAGAUAUAAAGCAGAACAACAUGAGGAAUAAUGAACCAGGAUCUGAGAGAGAUGCCUGAGAAAAUUGGACAGUGUCUUGUUCACAGGCACUUUGGAGAUGGGAGAUGCCAGAGGGCAACAGGAAACACUAGUGUUGUUGGUAAAACGUGUGUCAUACGAUGAUUGAGAGCAGGGAGUCUUAUUUUCAAGAGUCCUUCCUGUUGUGAUGUGUUCAGCAGCUGAUCUUUUUUCUCUCUCAAAAUGAUCUCCUCUUCCUUCCAGACAGUCGCUGCUUUUCAGUCAUUUCACCACAGGAUAAAAAAUAACUGACCUGAAACUUGCUAAGUCAUCAUCACAGUAGAGCUUAAAUGAUUAGUUGAUUAACCCAUUAGUCAAUUGACAGAAAAUUUAACUCAACUAUUUUAAUCAUAAUAAUAGUAAUUAGUCAUUUUUCAAACAAAAAUACCAAAGAUUUAAUGGUUUCAAUUCAUUCAUGAGAAUUACUUGAUUUUCUGUAUCUUACAUUGUAGUAAAUUGAAUAUUUUGGGGUUUUGGACUUCAAGUUCAGACAAACGUUUAUUGUGGAUUAUCAAACUAAAGCAAGUCUUAAGUCCCUGUGAGCUGAUUUUCAUAGUUUACUGAGAUGAACUGAAAACAGCGGCAGCAUGGAAGGUGAAGAGAAACAGACUGAUACGUUUAAAACAGCAUAGAUUUGGUCAGAAGUCUCUAGAACGUCUAGAUUAAAAUUGGGCUAAAUUUGGUUGAAAAGAUACAGACAUCACUGCUAUCAAGGAUAAUAAUGGUAAAACAGUUACAAAUCCCUGGUGCAAAAAUGAUUCACAUGCCUGCUUUGUGAACUGACACCUCUGUGGUGAAGGUUUGGUUAAAUUUAGGCACAAAAAUUUGGUUAAAUGUAAUUUUUCAACCAAAUGUAGCCCAGUUGUUACCAGAAGUUAAGACUUCUGAACCAUCAUCACUAAAUCAUAGCUAACAUUAGCAUUAACAGCUGUUUACUUACUAGUCUAGAAGAAACGUUAGUUCAGCCUCAAUCUUCAGUCCUUUACUCACCAAGAGCUGUCUCCAUCUGUGGAAAGCAAUGGCAAUGUUAACUCUUGUUUUGCUUCUAUUUCUAUCACUUCUUCUUAUUUACUGCAGUUAGCAUGCUAACAAGCUAGUUCUGACUCGUCUCAUAAUACCACUUUUGGCAUGGAGAAUCUUAGUAGUGUCCAGUCUGCUCAGAGGAAAUAUUCUAACCUCGUCUUGUAAAUGCAACAAUGUCUGAAGCUCUUGGUAAGUAAACAGCUGUUAGCAAAAACUUACAUAUAGCGCCUUUUAAAGAUCAAACAAACAAGUUCUUUAUAUUGUCCAUCAGCUGGACUCACUAUCAGCAACAUGUCCAUCCUUCAUCAGGUUAAAUUCAUGUUACCUGGUCAAGAUACCUGAGUGGAUUUUACUGAUAACUGAUAAAAAUUUGGUUCUUUCACAGUCAAGAGUUAGAGAUCAGCCUUAUCUGUCAGUUGGACCUUCUGGAGAACUUUGUACUGAUUGUUAGUGACCACUGAAAUUUCAGCAUCAAAUUCUUUGUCAUAAAGUUAUGAAUGAAACACUUAGUUCACUGGGGUCAAAGGUCAGCUCUAAUUUAGCUACAGUGAAACUAAUCCGGCCCCGAACCUCCCUUAAAGAAAUGUAUGAAACAAAUGCCUUCAACGACUUCAGUGCCAAUAUUAACUUCUUUAUAUUCCACACUUCUUUUGCUGUAUUUCUAUAUCUGUUGAAGUAUUUGUGGAAAAUAUAUCAUUAGCCAUUCUCGGUCCAGCAUCCCAGCUUUUCAUGCAGUUUGUAUGCAGUGUGUAUUAGCAUGUUGUCAUGAUUGGAGCCAAACAGACCCAGAUGGCGUGAAACUACAAAAAGAAAAUCAAGGUUUUAAAUUGAUGUUGUUUGAAGCGUUUCUCUCCAAAAUAGAACGUCUGCGACUUCUGCCUCUGCCUCUUACAAAAAUUAAUAAUUGCAUGAAAGUAAAUGUUCAUUAAUGAGAAACUACUACUGUACACUAUUGACCAGUUAGGUCAUAGGCCACUAAAGUGAGCCAAAGAUGCUUCGCUCUCCUAUUUUUGUCUGUUUGGAUCUGAUGCUGAAAAGUUGGAGAUCUGUCAACUCAAGCACAAAUCUGAUGAAAUAGUACCCUCACUUUUGCUGUUUUUGUUGACAGUUUAAAUAAAAGGACGCAGCGAUUUUCUCUUAUUUUUUAAAAAAAGGAAAUAAAAGUAGAAAGUUUGGAUCUCAUCUUCUGGUUUCUCUGAUAAGCUGGUACAUUUUAUUCAUCAGUAAACUGAAGAAAUUUCACAUUUUUAACAUCUUAAUGUAUAAAAACUAAGAACCAUGUGUCAUAAAAAAAAACACUGUUCUCCAUCUUCUCUGCCAAAUAAUCAGCUGAGUUAAUGUGUUUCACCUGAUGUAAUAUUUAUCUGUGCUUUCACUAUUGUUUAUCUGGGUCAUUGUUUGGGGCCUUUUUAUGCUUUUCACAGGUUUUAUUAAUUAAUCAGCCUUUAUCCAGAGUGAUUCACAGUGAUUAUCUGUAGGAAAAACAACUGAAUAAGCUUCAGUUUAAAGAUCAUAGACAUUGCAUGAACAACAGACAAACCUCUUCAGCUAGCAAUGGGGAAGUUAACAUGGCAAAGACAUUUCUAAAUCAGCCUAAAAUCAAUAGUUACUAAUGAUAAAUUUAUUUUUGCUGGUUGUGUUAUUUGGGGGAAGGUGUUGUUGUUACCAGGUGAAGGACUCGUGUUGAUGGAGCUGCACUUUAACGACAGACAAAACACGACAGGAUCAAUGAGUUUGAAUUGUAAAUAUGUUUCAGUGAUUGAUGUCCCAGUGUCAUGAUUAAUAAAAAGGCUUUUCAGCGAUAAAUAAAGCACUAACUCCA